UGUUUUCCUCUUCGCUUUUGUCCAUGGCGAUCGACGCCAAGCUGUCCGGCUGCCUCCCGCUGCCACAUCGCCAUUGCUAGCUAAUAAAACAAUGCAGAGUGGUAGCUAGCUGUGGCCACAAGUUCAGCGAGCUGAAUGCUGAUAGCCAGCUGCUGCUGCUGUCCUAACCCCUGAGCUGCAGCACACUAAUCAUUUGCUUGUCCUUUUCCAUGCAUCACCCACCAUCAACUUACCACCACCUCCGUCGAUCAUAUACCCACACCGUCUCCAUUGAUCCCCCACCCCACCCCUCUCUCACACGGUCACACCACCUGACCCUCUCUCUCUCUCUCUCUCUACCUCUACCUCUCUCAUGGGGAACAAGCCGGCGUGCAUGUCGCUGGCGCCGGUGCCCGGCUCGGCUUCGGCGUCGAGCGGCGGCGGAUGCAAGGUGAUCCACGCGGACGGGCGGGUGACGCGGCUGGCGCGGCCGGUGCGGGCGUCGGAGCUGAUGCUGGACCACCCGGGCAAGUUCGUGUGCGACGCGUGCCGCCUCGCCGUCGGCUGCCGCGUGCCGGGCGUCGCCGCCGACGAGCUCCUCCAGCCGCGCCGCGCCUACUUCCUGCUCCCCAUGGACAUGCUCUACUCCGUGCUCACCGACGACGAGAUGGCCGCGCUCGCCGCCGCCUCCCACGGCGCCGCCACGGCCGCCACCGCCGCGUGGCGGAGGAUCGUGGUCACCACCACCAGACGGCGACGGGGCGGAAACAGCAGCAACGGCGGCCGCGGCGCCUCUUCCAGGCCGAGCAAUGGCGACGCCGGCAGGGUGUUCCCUGUCGUCGGCCUGCUGCAGCUCCAGGAUGCCCCCGCCGGACACCCCACGAGCGGCGCCGGGGCCAAGUCGAGCGGCACCACCGUCGGGCUGAGGCGGCUACGGUCGUGGCAGCCGGUGCUGGACACCAUCGAGGAGGCGCCGUGACGCGACGCGGCGGCCGGCCCGAUCGGCCGGUUGGUGCCACGCUAGUGUUAGGCAGCUAGAUUGAGCUGGCUCUCGAGUGUACAUGGUCGAAUUAGCUUCUAGCUUUCUCUUUUAUUUUUUCAUUUCUUUUUCUCUUUUCUGUAAAGUUCACUACAGUACAUUCUUUUGGCCUGUGUCAAAUUGACAAAUCUGUUUUUUCUCCAUCCACAAGUAUACAAUAAAGAAGAUCCUGGGCACAUCAAUCAAAAAA
This is a messenger RNA of Aegilops tauschii subsp. strangulata, 1208 nucleotides long. RefSeq lists its product as uncharacterized. Lineage: Eukaryota; Viridiplantae; Streptophyta; Magnoliopsida; Poales; Poaceae. The record is from RefSeq and is a predicted model, not a curated record.